Molecule: messenger RNA, 494 nt
Organism: Monoraphidium neglectum
Lineage: Eukaryota; Viridiplantae; Chlorophyta; Chlorophyceae; Sphaeropleales; Selenastraceae
Exons: 1
Source: RefSeq, a predicted model, not a curated record
AUGCUGAGGCCACGAAGUCUCGGGGCCUUUCAGGCCGCCCGCUGUCCCUCCUGCCCGCCGAGUUGUUUCGUAACACUGUACCACAGCGUGCGGGCUGAAGCAACGGCAGUGGCGGAAGCCCCCACCGCCACCGAGGCUUCGCAUGACGCUUUCAGUGUGUGGGCCGGGGAUCUGGUGGUGCGCGCGCCGCGCCCCAACGGUGCGGCGCGGCUCAGCAGCCGUCGCAGAACGACCGCCACCCUCCAGCAGGGAGCGGCACAGCCCCGCGGCGGCGGCGCGCCCGGCGCGACGCCCAACGUGCCCACGCUCCAGAGGGGACAUGUGGGCACAGGCAUCAGGAGCAGCAGCAGCAGCGACGGCAGCGUCAGCAGCAGGAAGGCCUCCAGCGGCGGCGCUCCGCUGGAACAGCUGCAGGCUGACGUGGCGCUGCUGCUGCGCCUAGAGGCCGAGCUGCUCCAGUCCUCUGGCGCAGCCAAGCCCUCUGUGCCGCCUAG